Molecule: messenger RNA, 468 nt
Organism: Danaus chrysippus (African queen)
Lineage: Eukaryota; Metazoa; Arthropoda; Insecta; Lepidoptera; Nymphalidae
Source: the annotation of a GenBank genome assembly
UUGAACGCUACUAAUUUAAGUUCGAUCAACCCCGAGCCGCCCCCCCUCCCUCCCCGUCCCCCGCCCGGCCUUCUCCCCUCGCACACCUUCAGCACCGCCAUCAAUCAUUCCGCCGCCUCGAUGACCGCGAGUCAUUUCAAUAAGAAGCGUAUUGUUGUGUCGCUAGAGUCUGUUUCUCCGUGCGUCGGGUUCGGUGACUUCCGACCCGCUCAGACUCCUCGCUACCUCCUCGUCACCUCUGUAGCCCUGGUUAAAUUGUUGGCGUCGUUGUCCGGGGGUUGCCAGCUUGCCAAUGCACCGAGCGCGGUCGUCGACCUCUAUCGAUCCCGGACACGCGCCCCUGCGGCGCCGCGCCCUCACACACCUCCCUCUGCAGCCACUCUCACCCUCCACCCUCCACCCUCCGCCUCACCCUCACUGUACGCACACAGUCUCCGUAACACCGCAUGCGACAUUUCUCUCCACUGA